Suillus bovinus is the source of this 843-nucleotide messenger RNA. Its product is annotated as Chloroperoxidase. The annotation marks the transcript as partial. NCBI's taxonomy places the organism in Eukaryota, Fungi, Basidiomycota, Agaricomycetes, Boletales, Suillaceae. The record is from RefSeq and is a predicted model, not a curated record. The transcript has 4 exons. Gene Ontology annotation, molecular function: peroxidase activity.
AUGGGUUUUUUCUCCAAAGUGUCCAACUUUUUUUAUGAUGCUGGAACCAUGUCUUGGGAUGUCAUCCUCACACUUCUCAACCUCGUAGAGAGGAAGCGUCGCAUCGGCAAUGUCACUCCCGAGGGCCACCCAGGCCACGGAGGGCACUGGCCCGAGUUUAGGCCUCCCCAGAAAGGCGACUCCCGCUGCUCGUGUCCCGGACUCAAUGCGCUAGCCAACCAUGGCAUCAUCUCGCGCAGUGGUCGUGACAUAUCAUUCGUCGACCUUGAUCGCCAUGUCAUGGGAACCUACAACAUCAGUUCUACUUUAUCCUCAUUUGUUGCUCAUUAUGCUGCUCGCAUGCUUAACAAAAGCUUCAGCAACGGUACUCUUGAUUUAGAAGAACUCGACGUGCACAAUGGUAUUGAACACGACGCAUCUCUCUUACGCCUCGAUGCUGCUUUCCAAUCAGACCAAUCGACGAAGCACGUACCUUACAUCGAGGAGCUACUUUCGGCAGCUUCCGGCAAGGACAAGGACGGCAAUGAUGUUGUUAUCAUCAAGGAUCUCUCCAAGUUGCUCGGCAAGCGUCGUGCAGUGUCGCGUGCAGUAAACAAGGAAUUUAAGCUUAAAACUUUCCACAAGUUAUUUGGUUGCGCAAAUGCUUCGCUGUUACUCUCAACCAUGGGAGGUCGUGUAGAUGACCUGCACAGUUUCCUUCUUCAUGAACAGCUUCCAGAUGGCUGGGAGUCGCGCGUCCGCCAAUCUCACGGACUGACCCUGAUAAACUUCAACAAGCUAGCACUGACAAUCGAGUGCGGUGUGCGCGAGAAGGAUUGGGCGCAAGUGGCACAGGAGGCUGCA